AUGCCUAUGUCUUCUCUUCCCACAGCUAUUUUAUCUCAUAUGAAGAUUAUUACGAAUGUGCCACCUCCUUCACUUCGCAGUAUACCUCGCUUGAAGGCCUCCAAAAUCAUUGAUUAUGGUCAGUUAAAUGAAUUAUGCCACAUGAGAGGACUAGAAUACAAGAGUUUUCACAUUAUUCUAUCAGCUCAUGAAGAGUUCAUUAGUCAGUAUCCUAAGAUAUUUGUGAAGAAAGAAACAAAACUUAAACCCAAAGAAAGAAAAACUCAGCCCCCGGAAUCAGAAGAAACCCACAAUAUAGCAGUCUAUCUUAAAAAGGUGCAUGGCAAUCGCAAUUUAUACCGACAAGAGGCUUUUGAAGAAAGCAUCAGAAAACUACUGACAAUCUUAAAGAAAUCGCCCACUCAAAGGACAAAGCAAGAACACAAUAUUGUGUGGAAGAUGUUGAAGACAAUUCCAGAUUUAACUGAAAAGAUAAAUUCUGAGCAAUUGAAAUCCCUUAGUAUGAACAUUUUUUCAGAAACCUGGAUAAAAGGUAGCACAGUAUUUGGAAAUGAUGGAUUUUAUGUUAUACUGAAAGGCCUGGCUCGACUGCAAAAAGAUCCCUAUAAACAUUUGGUUGAAGACAUUAAGUCAGCAACUUCUUUAAUGUCUUCAAAUUGCUACAGCUUUGUUUACAAUCAAGACUUCAAAAAUACUUCAAUUACUGACUUGUGCGUAUCUUCAAAAUGCUUAAAGCUCAAACAAUGGAGUACCUUUGGAACUCUUGAAAUUACACCAGGCAUUCAAUCAGACAAAAUAGCAUAUGCAGUGGUCACUGAAGAAGAUUGUGAAAUAAUUAAAAUUCCUGCAAAACAAUAUGAAAAUUUAAAAUUGGAAAUGAUGAAACAUGAUAUUGCAAAAAAAGAAAACUUAAUUAGUAAGUGUCCAUGUUAUGUGGAAUUGCCUACUGUCUCCAUAAGUAAGUUAGCUACAUUCAUUAAGUGGAAAAAGUUUUCUCCAGGUCAUGUGAUAGCUGAAAGCGGAAGUAUAAUUACUUUUGUAGCCUUUAUUAACUCUGGAUAUUGUGAAAUUUAUAGAAAUAUUAUAGCAUUUGUGAAUCUACACACCAAAAUGAAAAAAGUUCGAAAACUUGUUUAUAUGGGUACACUUAAUGAGAAAGAGUCCUUCGGUGAAAUUAGUGUUCUUCUUCAAGUUCCUUUUGCAUGCACACUCAUUGCUGGAAGUGAAGUUGAGUUGGCAAUCAUUGAAGAUAAGAACAUAUUUGCAUUAGAUACAUUUACCCAACAAUAUAUGCUCAAAAACACUAGACCAACUUCUGGACAUCUGACAGAUGAGGAUGUAAGAAAUGAGUAUGUGGAAAAAGAGAAAAAAAGAGAAUGGGAGACAUUCAAGAGAAACACCAUGAAAGAAAUAUUUCGUAGUAAUGGAAUUAUCCCAGACUUUGGAAAAUGGACACAUAACUGGGCAAGCAUUCCUAGAAACCUCAAGACAUCUUUAAUAAAUUAA
This is a messenger RNA of Sorex fumeus (smoky shrew), 1506 nucleotides long. RefSeq names its product cyclic nucleotide binding domain containing 1 (gene CNBD1). The coding region runs from base 1 to 1506 and encodes 501 amino acids. Lineage: Eukaryota; Metazoa; Chordata; Mammalia; Eulipotyphla; Soricidae. The record is from RefSeq and is a predicted model, not a curated record. The transcript is spliced from 13 exons.